This is a messenger RNA of Mya arenaria, 3094 nucleotides long. RefSeq names its product neurogenic differentiation factor 1-like. The transcript has a single exon. Gene Ontology annotation, molecular function: protein dimerization activity. Bases 185 to 847 code for a protein of 220 amino acids. The record is from RefSeq and is a predicted model, not a curated record. Lineage: Eukaryota; Metazoa; Mollusca; Bivalvia; Myida; Myidae.
UUUACUUACCAUGUAGAACACAUGGAUAGGGUCUUUAAACAUGAUGUAAAUACAGCUGAAGUGUGACCAUACUGUCAAUGGUGAAAAUUUAACAACUCGAAGACAGGUUUACUUCACGCAAAUUAUCUAACACUGCUAUUUAAGUACGACGUACAUUAUUGUUUUUGCACCAACGGAGAGAGCUAUGAGUGCGAAAGAACAUGAUAACAACAUUCCUGGACCUGGAGGUUCUACACAAGAAGCAAGUACAUCGGAUAAAAUAACUAGUGAGGAUGAACUUGCGAAGUUGGAUGAAAUUGAUGAAAAGGAACUUAAAUCAAAGUAUAGUCCUGAUUACAACUUGAGGAAAAAGACAAUCGUCAACAGGUUAAAGACGGAGAAAAAGAAACAGCUUCCGAAAGUUCCAAAGCCUAAAUCAUCGCCUGCUCCUUUAAGCAAAUACCGUAGAAGAGCCGCAAAUGCUCGGGAACGGGGGCGCAUGGAGGACAUUAACAGUGCGUUUGAAGUACUAAAAGAGGUUCUUCCGAAUAUUGAGGAAGGCCAAAACUUUAAAAUGACUAAAAUAACAACGCUGCGACUAGCAAUGAAUUACAUCAGCGCUCUCAGAGAUAUGGUUGGACAAGGUGACACAGACGAUUCAAUGUCGGAACUUAGUGCUGGAAUAAAUUCGGAUUUAAAUUCUGAUGGAGAUUCAAUGGGUACUCCGAGUGCUUCGUCAACGGAAGAUACAUGUUUGAGUCCUGACUCAGUAGAUGGAAAUUUUUUAACAAUGGACUUCCUUUCCGAUGUAAAAUUAGACGAGUUUGCGAGUGUUGAUACGGAAAAUCUUCUCCUGGAUUGCACAUAAAUAUUCAUCCUGAUCAAAACUAUUACUUUAUCGUGCAAAAAAAACAUUCAAAACUGGGACUUUUUUCAUAUCAAGUGUCUUCCUCAGUUUGUGUUUAUGGUAUCAUAAACGACUGAACGAGUUUUCCUCGGAUGGAUUGUUUCUCUACAUGAGCAAAAGGAAUCCGCUUGAGAUAUCGAUGGACUUUGACUUUGAAAUGUAAAACGACCUGUAUUAGAGAUUUCAAAGUUAAACAAACACUGAACAUUUCUUUGAUAGAUUACUCAGUGAAAUUUCAAAGCUAAGAAAGACAGAUAGAAAGCCACUAAUUGAAACGCUGAAAACAGCCAAAGGCGAAGCGACAAAUUGUUUUACGCUCCCACAAUGACAUCUUCAUCUUCACGGUUUUUUGCUUUGGGUUAAAAUGACAUUUUUCUGCAAAACACACUUUUCUUUAUUCUUUCAAACAAGCUUUUUUGUAUAUUAAAUGAAAUUUACAUAAAUAGCCUUUACGAUCUAACUUCAAAAUCAGUAAAAAAAAAGGUUUUUUGUUUGUUUGAAGUACAAAUAUACACGCGGUUAUUAAUGAUAGCAAACAUAUUGUUAUUCGACACUGGUACAUUUGCAAAGAGAAGAAAUCGGUGAUAUAGAAAGAAUAUAAUCGUCUCAAUGGCCUGUUUAAACGUAGUCUUUUGUGAAAGGUUUAAUUAAAGUGAUAUCUACCUGGAGUUUAUUUUGAAGACUAAGUCCAUUGACAAGGAUUUAGAGCACAGCAUGCCUUUUUGAAAGUAUCGAUAGAGGGAGAUAUAAGCAGAUUUAUAUUUAUUUAACUAGGAUCGAAAGCUCAACUGUCUCAAAUCACAAGGGGUUUCCAGCCGGGGAACAAGUGGGAAGCCCCUUGUAAAAUUUUGCACAGAAUGUCACAGAAUACGUAAUACAGAUAUGGUUUCAUUCUAAUUUAUUAAAAAAAGCAUUCAACCAUGCAAUACCAUAUACGUUUCCAUUUUCAAUUAUAUAUUUUAGUGUUUCAUAUUUAGUAUCAGCGGUGUCAUUUUAGAAGUCUGCAUAUGAGAAUAUUUACAAUUCAAAUAAAAUACUUAUCUACCUCGUUAAUCAGUAAUUGUCAAUGAUGAAGCUGGUGACAAUUACAUGAGUUUAUGUCUUGUAAUGAUCUAUUUUCAUAUAUCAGGUUCCACCAAGUUACCAAUUUGAGAUUUACCUACACUUUCUUGUAAAGGGUAAACUGGGAAAAAUGCAUGUUCGUCAAGUAGAUUUUACGAAGUUUUCUGCCCAUUUGUUAAAUUGUCUUUUCUAUUAUGUUUUAUCAUACAAAUACGGUAACAUAACCGGUAUUGUGUUUAAAAGGGUCAGUAACCAUAGGUCUAAACCCAUUGACAUGUUUUGUAUAUAUACAUAAUUCACGUUCAGCCAUUCCCAACGUGUUGUUCCUUUUCAUCUGCAUUGCAUCUUUCUAAACCAAUCAGAAAUGACAUGUUUCAAAACAUUUUGUUCUUAUUACAUCCCCUAAGAAUUUCAAGGUUUCAAACGAAAAACAAAUAGUAGGAAUACAUUACUGUGUUUGUUUUGAAAUCGUUUGUGUAGGACCUUUUUUCACCAUUUCAUGUAUCAUUUCGUUGCAUGAUUGUAUAUGUUUCUUUUGACAGUUGUCUCAGAAUUUUCGUAUAAUUGAACGUAUAUUUUUGUCGAUCAUUUAUUUAAAGGAGCUCAAAAACAUAUGACCUGUAUUAGGCAUAUUGUCUGAUUAAUUUAAAAUUGUGAAUACUUUCAAUACCUAUUUAAAAUAUACUGGAAAACUUAAUAGGUUGAAGAGAUGUUUUCCUAAUUCAUAAUGGUUCUGGUUCAUUUUAAAACAUACAAUACUUACUAAGUGUCUGUUAAAGUCACGCCAUUAACUUAAAUACAUUGAAGUGUUUACUGAAACCUGACAAAGUCAACUGAAAGUGGCUAACAGGUUCACUUACAAUGCUCAUUUUAUGUCAAACAAAAUGGCACCUUAAGUUAACGACAAUGUACACCAAAUGAUUUGAGGUGUUUUAGAUUGGGUCUGUAUUGUCCUGUGUUGAUUUUAGGUGACCGUUAUUUUGACUUUAUUGAUAUUCAUUGUCAAUGUUUAUGCUCUUUGAAGCAAGCAUUUAGCGAUGUUAAGAAUUGUAUUUCAUGUACAGAAUACAGAUUUUGUUUUGACCAUUUAUGUUUAUACUUUACAAGUUUUAAUGUUUAUAUGUGGAAAUAAAAUUGUUAUGUUUA